Molecule: messenger RNA, 719 nt
Organism: Daucus carota subsp. sativus
Lineage: Eukaryota; Viridiplantae; Streptophyta; Magnoliopsida; Apiales; Apiaceae
Product: glutaredoxin-C13
Exons: 1
Coding region: 212-523 (103 amino acids)
Cellular component (GO): nucleus; cytoplasm
Source: RefSeq, a predicted model, not a curated record
CUAUCUUGAAAAAGUAACUUUUUUCAGUCUAUGGCAUCAAACUAAAGCACAUAGGCUUUAAAAUGUGCUUCCCUACAGUAACUAGUCCCCUGUUGGCUGUUUAUAAAUAGAGGAGCACUUAGAACUUCCAAUUCAAGCAAUCCUAAGCUUCACACCCUUCUUACAACUUCCUCUUUUUUCUCAGUUCUGACGAGAACAGAGGGAGUUUGAGAUGGAGAAAAUAUCACGAAUGGCCUCGGAGAAUGGAGUAGUGAUCUUCAGCAAAAGCACAUGCUGCAUGUGCUAUGCUGUGGACAUUCUGUUCAGAGAACUCCUAGUGAGGCCUGUGGUUCAUGAAAUUGACAAAGAUCCCGAGGGAAGGGAAAUGGAGAAGGCCUUGUUGAGGCUGGGAUGCAAUGCACCUGCAGUUCCAGCAGUGUUCAUAGGUGGGAAGCUUGUGGGAUCAACCAAUGAAGUCAUGUCACUCCACUUAAGUGGCUCUCUGGUCACUCUGCUCAAGCCUUAUCAGGCUGUGGCUUCUUAAUUAUUAGGCUGUAAAACAAAAAUAAGCUUAGCUCAGCAUCACAACUUUGAGCUCCCUAUUGAUCUUUAGGUUAAGUAUUUGUGCUUAUGUAUUUCCAGUCCUCUUAGCUUGCCUUGGUUAUCAAGCAAGUAGUGUGUAAGAAACAAGAAUUUGUGUAAGCCUAUUUGCUUUCAUUAAUGCACUUUGCUUUUAUUUA